AUGAAAAUGAGCGAAGCGAAAAAGAAAGCUUCUGCGGAGCUGGCCGCGAAAAACCUCGCUCAGCUUCAAAAAAUCGACAUAGCCGCCAGCAAGAUUCUUGAUAAGGUAUCGGAAAUUUCAAUGUUAUCAGUGACUGAUUGACACUUUCAGAUGCCAUUUACCACGAUAUACACCAUUGAUCCGGCUACGAAAACCUGGAACAACAAGCAAAUUGAGGGUACACUUUUUAUCUAUCAAAGAGCCGAUCGCCCAUACUUCAGGUUAGUUUCCUAAUGAACGAUUUAUUUUAACUUUUUUAACUUUUCAUUUCCAGUUUUCUCAUUGCUAAUCGCUCCGAUCCGUCUGAUUUCAUCGAGCCAUUGACCAUGAACCACGUUCUCGAAGAAAAUGGGAACUUCAUACUGUUCAACAGACCCGAAGUUGCUAUCCGUGCACUGUGGUUCCAUCACAUGGAAGACAAGACGCGUGCGUUUAAUCUGCUCAAAAAGCUUGUUGACAAGCUGAAGUCGAGCACGACAGAGCAGGCCAGAGCCGCUGCCGCCGCUGCUGCUAAGGCUUCCGCCCCCGUGGCAGCUUCCGCACCCGCUGUUCCAGCUACUAACGCUGCACCAUCUACUAGUUCGAAAAAACUCGAUCUGCUGCAAAUGAUAAAAGUGGCACAGCAGUCUUCCACUCCUGCCCAAGGCUCUUCUGCUGCACCAAUCUCCGCUCAGUUGCCGCCGUUCCUCUCCAAUUUGAUCGCACCCGCCACGGAGAAACCGUCUGACCAGGGAGAUCCUCCUGUUAACACUAUGCCAGUGCUUCUCCAGAAGCUAAUGGUUCAAGAACAAUCUCGUUCGUUGCUCAAAGAGCCAGGAACAGCCAUGUCCGCUGACGAACUAGAGAAGGAUCUCCUUAAGACUGCAAAGCCACGCCUUCUUCAGGACAUUGCCAACUCUCCAUCGGCCAUUUCACUUGCUGCUAUUUCGACAAAAUCGGUUCAUGGGUCGGAAGGAGAUGGCGAAGCUGAUGUAGCCGAUGGAGAAGUUCUAGACCCACUCGAGGCGUCAUUUGUCGUUGGGUCUGGAGCCACGACGCCAGUCCUCAACAAACAGCAGGUCAGAUUUGUUCACUUUUCCUUUGAACAACGUUUUUUUUUCAGUUCAUCUCUGCGAUUUCUCAUCUGAUGCAAACCGACGAUGAAUUUGUCUCCCAAAUCCACCAGGCUUACGUCGACGCUCUCAAUCGUCGCCUCAAUAUUUAA
Molecule: messenger RNA, 1243 nt
Organism: Caenorhabditis sp. 36 PRJEB53466
Lineage: Eukaryota; Metazoa; Nematoda; Chromadorea; Rhabditida; Rhabditidae
Source: the annotation of a GenBank genome assembly